Molecule: messenger RNA, 397 nt
Organism: Trichomycterus rosablanca
Lineage: Eukaryota; Metazoa; Chordata; Actinopteri; Siluriformes; Trichomycteridae
Product: histone H2B-like
Exons: 1
Coding region: 8-382 (124 amino acids)
Cellular component (GO): nucleosome
Molecular function (GO): DNA binding; protein heterodimerization activity; structural constituent of chromatin
Source: RefSeq, a predicted model, not a curated record
CAGCAUCAUGCCUGAACCAGCGAAGGCCGCGCCCAAGAAGGGCUCCAAGAAAACCGUCACCAAGACCGCCGGCAAAGGAGGCAAGAAGCGCAGAAAGUCCAGGAAGGAGAGCUACGCUAUCUACGUGUACAAGGUCAUGAAACAGGUCCAUCCUGAUACCGGGAUCUCCUCCAAGGCUAUGGGCAUCAUGAACUCCUUCGUCAACGACAUUUUCGAGCGUAUCGCUGGUGAGUCCUCUCGUCUGGCUCACUACAACAAGCGCUCCACCAUUACCUCCAGGGAGAUCCAGACCGCCGUGCGCCUGCUGCUUCCCGGUGAGCUGGCCAAGCACGCCGUGUCCGAGGGUACCAAGGCCGUCACCAAGUACACCAGCUCCAAGUAAAGCGCCUUAGUCGCU